AUGCUCAAUGAAACGAAAAAAGGGAGCUGGAAUGGUUCGAGCGGACCCAGAGACGACAACAGUCUGAAGUCUGGUAUUGACGGUGUGGCCUUGCCUGAAGAAUACCAUAUCGGUAACGAUCGAAAGGGGGCCCAAGUUACGAUUGGACCUGCUCCACUCGCUGCUGGAGUUUCUUCAGCUGAAGUUGAUAAGGCUGGAACCGCUUUGGGCUCAGCGGUCUUAAGAGCCUUGAAACUUCGUCCUCCUCUUCCUAAAGAUGCUCCCGAUGCUAUCGCCACUCAGCCCACCACUGGGAUGGUGACAAUAUUGAAGAACUGA
This is a messenger RNA of Kwoniella mangroviensis CBS 8507, 318 nucleotides long. RefSeq lists its product as uncharacterized. NCBI's taxonomy places the organism in Eukaryota, Fungi, Basidiomycota, Tremellomycetes, Tremellales, Cryptococcaceae. The transcript has 3 exons. The record is from RefSeq and is a predicted model, not a curated record. The coding region runs from base 1 to 318 and encodes 105 amino acids.